GGGAACUGGAGCGAGUAUUCACAUGGCUUGGUCUGGAUGUAAAGACUUACACAGAUCUGACAUCUCAGGAGAUUAAAGAUCUCAUGCAAACUUGGCAGCAUUCGCAAAGGCACAAAGACAGGGACUGUUUUAUAUGUUGUAUUCUAUCUCAUGGAGAGUCAGGAGCAAUCUAUGGGAAAGAUGAGGAACUUGUAUCCAUCCGCAUGAUCAUGUCCUACUUCACUGCCAAACAAUGUCCACAGCUGGCUGAAAAACCCAAACUCUUCUUUAUCCAAGCGUGCCAGGGUAAAGAGAUACAGUGUCCUGUGUAUGUUGAAGCUGAUGCACAAAUUCCUCCCUUGUCUUCCAUGCAACAGAGCAUUUCUCCUUCUGAAAGUAUUCCUGAAGAGGCCGAUUUCCUCCUAGGCAUGGCCACAAUUGACGGAUAUGUCUCUUUCCGACAUGUUGAACAGGGUGCUUGGUAUAUUCAGGCCCUAUGCAGUAAGCUACAGUUGUUGGUACCAAGGGGUGAAGAUAUUUUGUCGAUUCUUACAGAAGUUAAUGAAGACGUGGGCAGACGUGUUGACCGCUUGGGGACAAAGAAGCAGAUGCCCCAACCGGCAUAUACCUUAAGAAGAAAAUUUAUAUUCCCAAUACCUAGAGACCCUCCUCCUUCACAGCAACAUUGA
Molecule: messenger RNA, 668 nt
Organism: Tauraco erythrolophus (red-crested turaco)
Lineage: Eukaryota; Metazoa; Chordata; Aves; Musophagiformes; Musophagidae
Source: RefSeq, a predicted model, not a curated record